UCUCCUUCCCUAGGCCAGCUCCUAGCUUUCUUCCCUAGCUAGGGCAUAUACCGUUUCUAUCCAGGAGGAGUCCAGAGUGAGACAGAGAGAGAGAGAUUGACGAUGGCGUUAGCCUAUGCAGCAGCCAGGCUAGUCCACCCAUGCAUUGGCAUGGGCAUGGUGUCCAAGCAGCACCCAAGAACACCGCCAUCGUCCUCCUGCUGCCUACACCUCCACCACAUCCUCUACCUUAGGCCCGUCGUCAGCAGCCACCACUUGGCGCGCCACUCCGUCGACGUCACCAAGAACGACAAGCCGCUUGAGCCGCCGCCGCCGCCGGCUGCAGGGACAGAGAGCACACAUCAGCAGGAGGACGAGGACGGCGGGCCAAAGCUGGACCUGAUGAGGUUCGAGGAGAAGUUCGCGGUGCUGAACACGGGGGUCCACGAGUGCCGGUCCUGCGGGUACCGCUACGACCAGGCGGCAGGGGACCCGUCGUACCCGGUGCCGCCGGGCCUCCCCUUCGCGCAGCUGCCCGACGACUGGUGGUGCCCCACCUGCGGCGCCACGCAGUCCUCCUUCGAGAGCAAGAGCGUGGAGAUCGUCGGGUUCGCGCAGAACCAACAGUUCGGGCUGGGCGACAACUCCCUCACCUUCGGCCAGAAGGGCCUGCUCAUCUACGACAACCUCCUCAUCGGCUUCCUCUUCUUCAUCUCUCGCUACUUCCUGCAAUGAUGACGCCAACAACGACUCUUUCUGAUCUGAUCUGCUUUCUGUUUGUGUGAAUAGAAUACUUCGUCCGUGCAUGUACUCCUCCCCACUCCCAGGGAACAACAUUCAUCAUCAAUCGACUAGAAACUCUUGGUUUUAGAUUUUUUUUGAUU
Zea mays is the source of this 863-nucleotide messenger RNA. RefSeq names its product rubredoxin. The record is from RefSeq and is a predicted model, not a curated record. Gene Ontology annotation, molecular function: electron transfer activity; iron ion binding. Gene Ontology annotation, cellular component: chloroplast. Lineage: Eukaryota; Viridiplantae; Streptophyta; Magnoliopsida; Poales; Poaceae. The transcript has a single exon. Gene Ontology annotation, biological process: alkane catabolic process. The coding region runs from base 103 to 714 and encodes 203 amino acids.